AUGAGUAUUGCUGCAGGGAGUCUGGCGCCCUUCCUGGCCGGCAUAUUAUCGCACACCGCCUACUUUGUUCAUGGCGAACACCACCUAUACGCAGUGCGCUAUCUCUCCGUCUUCAUCCUGGUCUUUUCGGCACUCACUCUGUGGAUAUACAGUCAUGGGCAAAGCCUCAAGCUCUCCCUGAACCAAGCGACUGGAAUAGGACUUGAAUACUUUCUCGGACUCUAUUCGAGCUUAGUUCUGUAUAGGAUAUUCUUCCAUCGAUUGAACAGAUUCCCCGGGCCAUUUGCAGCUAGAAUAUCCGGUCUCUGGCUAUCGUGGAGGUUCCGCCGUCGUGACGGAUGCUUCCAACUGCAAAAGCUGCAUGACCGUUAUGGCCCAAUCGUACGGAUCGGUCCAGCUCACCUGUCCAUUUCGCACCCCAGUGCGGUGGAGAUUGUCCAUGGCCACGCUUCUCCAUGCAGUAAAGGUCCCUUUUACGAUUCAACCAAACCAAUGGAAUCCUUACAGGCGUAUCGUGAUAAAUCCCUCCAUAGCGAAAGACGUCGCGUUUGGAGCGCUGCGUUUAGCGAUCGUGCGCUGCGAGGAUAUGAGCAGCGACUUCACAAGUAUCGACGCCAGCUUCUGGAACAUAUCAAAUCGCUAGAUGGCCGACCAAUGAACGUGUGCAAGUGGUUCACCUCGUACGGGUUCGAUUUUAUGGGCGACCUUGCCUUUGGGAAGUCGUUUCGGAUGGUGGAAUCGGGGGAGGAACACUGGGCUGUCAAGCUGAUCGGUGACGGGAUGGCAAUUCUUGGCUAUGGCCUUCCGGAGUGGUUGUUUAUAUUUCUGGCCUCCAUCCCCGGGCUAGCAAAGGGCUGGUUUGCGAUGAUCGAUUUUGCUGCAAGUCAGAUGGAACAACGAUUGAAGGCAAACAUCGACAUCCCUGACAUUAUAAGCGCCCUGGCCGCGCCUCUAAAGGGGCAGUGGCCUGCAGAAUGUCAGAUGCGCGUCCUGCGAGGGGACUCACAGUUAAUUGUUGCAGCUGGCGGUGACACGACAGCAGUCACACUGGCAGCGCUUUGCUACGAGUUACUACAGCAUCCCGAACAUGUCGAUAAACUGCGGCAAGAGCUUGAACCGUAUGUCAUAGAUCCUAAUGAAGAGAUCCUAAACAGCCAAAUCAUGCAUCUUGAUCAUCUUAAUGCGGUUAUCAAUGAGACGCUCCGGCUGCACCCGCCAGUUCCAACAUUCUUGCAGCGCCAGACACCACCGCAGGGCAUCACAGUUGAAGGAGUCCACAUCCCAGGAGAGACACUGGUGUGGUGUUCUCAAUAUGUAGUGGGACGAAACGAAGCAGCCUAUACCAAGCCGGAUCAAUUCGUACCAGAACGCUGGUACUUGCAUCCCGUGAUGGUCAAGGAUAAAACAGCGUUCGCCCCAUUCUCAACUGGUCCCUAUGGCUGCAUCGGAAAACCCCUUGCUAUGAUAAUACUCCGUACCACGAUUGCGAGAUUGGUCACCUUGUUUGAUAUGUAUUUUGCACCUGACGAAGAUGGAAGCGGAUUCCUUGGUAACCGGAAAGACUGCUUCUUGCUCAGCUUUGGGGAUUUGAUGAUUUCAUUCCGACAACGGGUUUAG
This is a messenger RNA of Aspergillus tanneri, 1617 nucleotides long. RefSeq names its product cytochrome P450. Gene Ontology annotation, molecular function: heme binding; iron ion binding; oxidoreductase activity, acting on paired donors, with incorporation or reduction of molecular oxygen. NCBI's taxonomy places the organism in Eukaryota, Fungi, Ascomycota, Eurotiomycetes, Eurotiales, Aspergillaceae. The transcript has 5 exons. Bases 1 to 1617 code for a protein of 538 amino acids. The record is from RefSeq and is a predicted model, not a curated record.